This is a messenger RNA of Triticum aestivum (bread wheat), 3165 nucleotides long. RefSeq names its product probable receptor-like serine/threonine-protein kinase At5g57670. The coding region runs from base 296 to 2518 and encodes 740 amino acids. Gene Ontology annotation, biological process: protein phosphorylation. The record is from RefSeq and is a predicted model, not a curated record. NCBI's taxonomy places the organism in Eukaryota, Viridiplantae, Streptophyta, Magnoliopsida, Poales, Poaceae. Gene Ontology annotation, molecular function: protein kinase activity; ATP binding. The transcript has 7 exons.
AAUCUUGCCUCCGUCACUGUUAGUAAAACUCAAGUCUCUACUCCCGCUUUUAAAAGAAUCGCCGCCCGCGCAGCCAGCUUGGAUGCCACGGCGACGGCAAGCGCAGCCUACCCGCAUCCGCAUGGGCAUGGCGCCACCACCAUAUAACGCAACACCCACCGUCCUUCUCCCUCCGUCUCCGAUCCAUCCAACAAACUGAAGCAGAGCAAACGGGUCGGCUCGAGAUUCGGCAGCAGGGCAAUUCGGUGACCUGUGUCCGUGUGGCGUGCUUGCUUCUUGAUCAGGCGUCGGCAGCAUGAAGCACAGAUCGUCGAGGACCCGGUGCGCGCCGCCGCCGGUGGGAGUGCCAGCGCGCGGCUGGGGAGGGAGGACGCUGCUGGUGGCGGUUCGGAGGGACGCGGCCGGGAGGGAGCUGCUCACCUGGGCGCUGGCCAAGGCCGCCGCCGCCGGCGACCGCGUUGUCGCCCUCCACGUCACGACCGCCGGAGCCGCCGACGGGUUCGGGCCGGAUGAGAGGAGCAGAGCCGCCGAUUCGCUGGCCUCCGUGCUCGGCGCGUACGACGGCUUCUGCAAUCUCAACGAGAUCAGCCUGGAGCUCAGGGUCUGCCAUGGAUCAUCCGUCAAGAGGGCUUUGGUAAACGAGGCCGUCUCCUACGGCGCCGCGCAACUCAUCCUCGGGAUCACCAAGAACUCUAGGCAUCUCGGAUUGUCUGCCACCGUUGUGGCCAAGUACUGCGCCAAGAGGAUCCCGCAGAGCUGCACGGUUCUUGCGGUCAGCAAUGGCGCCGUUGUGUACCAUGGGAACGCAAUACAGGAGGAGAUCAACCACUGCUGCACUACAAUGUCACCCCGAAGAAACUAUUCUCUGGUGGCGGAGACACCACGAAGAAUCUACCGGAAGAUACUCGACGCAGCGGCGACGAUUGGGGAGAAAACUAAGGAUGACUCAUCCAUCGGCCAUCGCCGGUCCUUGCAGCGGAACAUGUCAAUGUCGAUGAGCGCCCCCGUCUCGCCAAAGGUAGCGGCAGCACCACCAACUCCGGUGACAUGUCACAGGCGGGAACUGCCGGAGGUGGCUGCCGGGUGGCCAUUGCGAAGGAAGGACAUCAUGCCUGCCUCGCCGGAGUGUUCGGAGAUGUCUGUGGUUGAGUGGGCAAUGCGGCUUCCAAGCCGGUGCUCACUGCUAUCGCCAGCCAGUUCAGUCAAAACUUCCGAUUACCAGGCGACCUCUCAAUCAAAAAGCGAUUUGACAGAGCCGCCGUCUCCGGUGACCGAGGAAGCAGCGGAGCUGGUCUCGAUCAGAGACAAGUACUCGUCAAUGUACACCAUGUUCAGUUACGGUGAUCUUGCGAGGAUCACCUCUGACUUCUCCCCAGAGCGGGUAGUGGGGAAAGGUGGUGCGAGCCAUGUUUACAAUGGCCGUGGCGAAGACGGCAAGGAGCUGGCGGUGAAGGUCUUGAAAUCUUCAGCGGAGGUGAUGAAGGAGUUCUCCGCGGAGAUCGGCAUCAUCAGCUCCGUCCACCACAAGAACGCCAUGGCCCUCGUCGGGUUCUGCGCCGAGCGCGGCAAGCUCAUGCUGGUCUACGACUACAUGCGCAGAGGCAGCCUGGAGGAGAUCUUGCACGGUGAGAAAGAAUGCAAGGGCUCAAGGUUAGAUUGGCCGGAGAGAUUCAAGGUGGCCGUGGGAGUCGCGCGCGCCCUCAAUUAUCUCCACGGCGGCGGCCACACCAAGCGUCCGGUGGUUCACAGGGACGUCAAGUCCUCCAACAUCCUCAUCUCCCAGGAUUGCGAACCCAAGCUGUGCGACUUCGGCCUCGCGCUGUGGGCGGCGGACGCGGCGGCGCAGGUCACCGGCGACGACUUAGCCGGCACCUUCGGGUACUUGGCCCCUGAGUACUUCAUGCACGGCAAGGUCAGCGACAAGAUGGAUGUGUACGCUUUCGGGGUGGUCCUUCUGGAGCUCGUCUCCGGGAGGAAGCCGGUGAGCUCCGGUGGCCCCAAGGGCCAGGAGAGCAUAGUGAUGUGGGCGAAUUCCGCCGUGCAAGGUGGCAAGCUGACAGAGCUCGUCGAUCCGAGCCUUCCGACGGACGGCGACAACGCCGGCGAGAUGGAGAGAAUGGCCCUCGCGGCUGCACUCUGCAUCCGUCGAGCACCGCAAGGCCGGCCUAGCAUGGCAAACGUCCUGAAGCUGCUCGACGGCGACAGCGACGCCGUCCAGUGGGCGAGGUCGCAGCUAGGCGUGCCCAACGCCUGCGACGACAACCACGGCGACGAAGAUUAUUACAGUGCGGCUGCUUCGCCGGACAAGAACGACAUCCAGUCGUACAUCAAGCUCGCUCUGCUCGACGGGGGUGACGAGGAGGAUGACGACGACUCCGCCUCCAUGGGUUGCGCCGUCGACUUCAUCGCCGGCAACAUGUCGCUGGAGGAGUACAUGAAGGGGAGGUGGAGCCGGUCGUCCAGCUUGACUGAAGACGGAGGCUCCAACCAUGGCGGGAGUGCACGGAUUUUCGUGUAGAUCAUCAGGAAUUCUUUUGAUUCUUUCGUUUAUGUGUAUAUAUGUUGAGUUGAGUUUUCUCUUUCUAGUUAGUUAGUAGGGUGGUUGUACAGUUUUCAUGUUUCAUCUAGCUAGUCAUUCAUGGAUUUGUUACAACAUCUGUACCAUUCUCCUCCAAGGACCAAAGGAGAAAAUUGUAUACAUUCCAGUUUGAAGUUUCUAUGAUACUGGGUGGGAGGGAACUAUAGAAUUACAACUUCGCAACAAAAAAAAAUACUACUCAUGCAAACAACCCUUGUUUGGAUGUGGGUAUUUCUAUCAAGUGUUCCGAAUUUACUGAAAUUUGAAAUGAACACAUAAGAUCCCAAGAAAAAUACUGCCCAUCCAAACAAUACCCAUCGAUGGAGAAUUCUGGUUCUAGAAUAAAUUAUGCAUCCGUUAUGGUGAGAACUAACUGUAGAUGCUUUUUCAAACUUAUUUUUCAGGGAUUUUUCAAAUUGAUGUGUAUGUCUCUGAUUGAACUACCCGGUUUAAACGCCUAUUACAGAAAUACAUGUACACUAAAUAAAACUUCAUGAUUGUGCUAAGCAGCGUGAACUUAAUCUUAAUCCCUGGGGAUGUUCCACGGAAUUCGCAGGUCAACGGAAAUGAUAGAGGUGGAUUGUAUG